This is a messenger RNA of Cololabis saira (Pacific saury), 1667 nucleotides long. RefSeq names its product trimethyllysine hydroxylase, epsilon (gene tmlhe). The record is from RefSeq and is a predicted model, not a curated record. Gene Ontology annotation, molecular function: iron ion binding; trimethyllysine dioxygenase activity. The transcript has 7 exons. Lineage: Eukaryota; Metazoa; Chordata; Actinopteri; Beloniformes; Belonidae. Gene Ontology annotation, cellular component: mitochondrion. Bases 222 to 1469 code for a protein of 415 amino acids. Gene Ontology annotation, biological process: carnitine biosynthetic process.
GGAACUACAGCUGUAAAAUAACCCUGAAACCCAAGUUACUGUAUAACUACUGUGUCAUAAUAAAACGAGGAAUUUCUCGACAAAAGUCGUCCACGACUGAGUCUGGAGUCGGUGCGUUAUGCGAUUCCACGGCGACUCCCCUGGAAAGUUGCACAUUGGCUUCAGUGUAGGCUUUCCUCUGUUUAAAUCCACCUAAAGUUUAGCUGUGUUUACACUUGGAAAUGCCUGUGACAUUCAGCAGACUGCUGAGUCCUGCUUUCAGACGGACUCGGCUGUUGUUUUCUCUUCAAAACACGCAGGCAUGGAGACGCGCGGCGCAGGUCCGCGGCUCCGCCGCAGCCGCCGCCUGCAGCGACAUGUUCCGUUUACACGCAGACUGUCUCGAGCUGAACUACGGCGGGACGGCGAUGCGGUUCAGCUACGUGUGGCUGCGGGACCACUGCCGCUCCGCCUCCUCGUACAACCAGGCGACCCGGCAGAGGAGCCUGGACACCGGCGGCAUCGACCUCCGCAUCCGCCCCGCCAGCUCCGCGCUGGACGGGGGCCGCCUGGUCCUCACCUGGCCCGAUGGUCAUGUGUCUGAAUACGACCUCAGCUGGUUAGCCGAGAACAACUAUGAAAGACAGCGGGGGGUUACCGUGCAGCCGCGCGUCCUCUGGAACUCGAGCAUCUAUGAAAAUGCAAAGGUGCCGUCGGCCAAAUGGGACAAGUUCAUGAACUGCGAUGAUGAGCUAAAGAAGUUUCUCCAGAACUAUCUGCUGUAUGGGAUUGCUUUCGUGGAUGAGGUCCCCCCCACGGUGGAAGCCACCGAGGCCGUUACUCAGAGGGUCAGCCUCAUCAGGGAGACCACGUACGGAAGAAUGUGGUGCUUCACGUCAGAUUUCUCCAGAGGGGACACGGCCUACAGCCAGCAGGCCCUGGACCGCCAUACUGACACCUCCUACUUUCAGGAACCGUGUGGAAUCCAGGUCUUCCACUGUCUGAAGCACGAGGGGUCUGGCGGGAGGACGCUGCUGGUGGAUGGGUUCCACGCUGCAGAGAAGGUGCGCCAGCAGUCACCUGAAAGCUUUGAGCUACUUUCCCGCGUGCCCAUCAGCCACGAGUACGUCGAAGACACCGACGGCCACAAAAACCACAUGGUGGGCAUCGGCCCCGUGCUCAGCGUUUACCCCUGGAACAAAGAACUCUACAUGAUCCGAUAUAACAACUACGACCGAUCAGUGAUGAACACAAUCGCCCAUGACACAGUCCAGCCAUGGUACGUGGCUCAUCGGGAACUGACCGCAGAACUGAGGCGGCCAGAGAAUGAGCUCUGGGUCAAACUGAAUCCAGGGAAAGUGGUUUUCAUAGACAACUGGAGGGUCUUACAUGGGAGGGAGUCCUUUACCGGCUUGAGGCAGCUCUGUGGAUGCUAUCUGACCAGAGAUGACGUCCUCAGCGCUGCACGCUGCUUCGGUCUGCAGGCAUGAACAUGCAGAGCCUUCCACUUCAAUCCUUAUCAAUCUGCCUAUAAUAUAGGUCUAAUUCCACUUGCACUCUCACAAGUGACCUUUGCACACAGCUCAUCUCUAUGUUGUAAUUCACAUUUUGUAGGUUUUAUCUACAAUUACAGAUUGUGAGUAUCUUAUGAUUUACACUUGAAAUGAUUAAAAGUAUAAAUCCUUAAA